UGCAAUUAUUGUUACUUGUUAUCGUGCGUAUGUUAAUAAUAGUUAGACGGACGAUAUAUAUGGCUAUCAACAUAUAACCUUCAAGAACUUCUGGAAGUAACAGCAGUAGAGAUAAUGGCUCAAGCAGACAGCUACAGUGGGCUCAACAGAUGGAAUCUUCAGGGCAUGACAGCACUUGUCACUGGUGGAACCAAAGGACUCGGGCAUGCUGUUGUGGAGGAAUUAGCAGAGAUGGGUGCAUCUGUGCAUACAUGCUCUAGAAACGAAGUUGAGCUUAAUGAAUGCAUACGGGAAUGGGAAAUGAAAGGUUUUAAAGUCACUGGUACAGUAUGCGAUGUAUCAUCUCGAGCAGAAGGAAAGAAGUUAAUGGAUAGAGUGUCAUCUCUGUUCUAUGGAAAACUUAACAUCCUUGUUCACAAUGUUGGGACAAGCAGAGUAAAGCCGAUUAUAGAGCAAAAUGCUGAAGAUUUUUCAGUUGUCAUGACUACCAAUUUUGAGUCUGCUUACUACUUAUCUCAACUUGCAUAUCCUCUGUUGAAAGCUUCAGAAGCAGGAAGUAUUAUUUUCAUGUCCUCAGUCUGUGGUGUGGUAUCAGUAAGCGGUGAUGCCACUUAUUCAGCGACUAAAGGGGCUAUGAACCAACUUGCCAAGAAUUUGGCUUGUGAGUGGGCAAGAGACAACAUAAGGGCUAAUUCUGUCGCGCCUUGGCUCAUCAGAACUCCUCUAACAGCACCUCAUCUGGAUAAUGAGACUUUCAUGAAGAAGGUAGUCGUUCGAACUCCAAUGGGACGCACUGGGGAGCCAAAGGAGGUUUCUUCCUUGAUAGCAUUUCUUUGUCUACCAGCAGCCUCGUACAUUACUGGGCAGACUAUUUGUGUUGAUGGAGGAUUUACAGUGAACGGGUUAUUCUUCCCAAGAACCUGAAUUGGUUAUAACUUGCAGGAAUAUGACACUAAAUUCAUGGAAGUCACAUCAACAAGAAUAACAAGUGAUGGAGUCCAAGUCACCAAAUCAUAUACUAUUAAGAGUGAUAUGAUAAAAUUAGGAGGGGAGUUAUUUUUCCUCCUCUUGUAUUCAAGUGUAAAAACUCAUUCGGGAUACAAUAAAGGGAUUCAACUAUUAA
Molecule: messenger RNA, 1123 nt
Organism: Pistacia vera
Lineage: Eukaryota; Viridiplantae; Streptophyta; Magnoliopsida; Sapindales; Anacardiaceae
Product: tropinone reductase homolog At2g29360-like
Exons: 5
Coding region: 115-924 (269 amino acids)
Molecular function (GO): oxidoreductase activity
Source: RefSeq, a predicted model, not a curated record